Physeter macrocephalus (sperm whale) is the source of this 1212-nucleotide messenger RNA. Its product is annotated as talin-1. The record is from RefSeq and is a predicted model, not a curated record. NCBI's taxonomy places the organism in Eukaryota, Metazoa, Chordata, Mammalia, Artiodactyla, Physeteridae. The transcript has 6 exons. Gene Ontology annotation, cellular component: focal adhesion; plasma membrane. The annotation marks the transcript as partial. Gene Ontology annotation, biological process: platelet aggregation. Gene Ontology annotation, molecular function: integrin binding; actin binding.
UCCCACUUCGUCCCACCAGGAACAGAAUGGGUGGACCCAGAGGACCCCACAGUCAUUGCUGAGAAUGAGCUCCUGGGAGCUGCGGCUGCCAUUGAGGCUGCAGCCAAAAAGCUGGAGCAGCUGAAGCCCCGGGCCAAACCCAAGGAGGCGGACGAGUCCUUGAACUUCGAGGAACAGAUACUAGAAGCUGCCAAGUCCAUCGCAGCAGCCACCAGUGCCCUGGUGAAGGCUGCAUCAGCUGCCCAGAGGGAACUGGUGGCCCAAGGGAAGGUGGGCGCCAUUCCAGCCAAUGCACUGGAUGACGGGCAGUGGUCCCAGGGCCUCAUUUCUGCCGCCCGGAUGGUGGCUGCAGCCACCAACAAUCUGUGUGAGGCAGCCAAUGCAGCUGUCCAAGGCCACGCCAGCCAGGAGAAGCUCAUCUCAUCAGCCAAGCAGGUUGCUGCCUCCACAGCCCAGCUCCUUGUGGCCUGCAAGGUCAAGGCAGACCAGGACUCUGAGGCAAUGAAACGGCUUCAGGCUGCCGGCAACGCAGUGAAACGAGCCUCAGAUAACCUGGUGAAGGCGGCACAGAAGGCUGCAGCCUUUGAAGAGCAGGAGAACGAGACAGUGGUGGUGAAGGAGAAGAUGGUCGGGGGCAUUGCCCAGAUCAUUGCCGCCCAGGAAGAGAUGCUUCGGAAGGAGCGAGAGCUGGAAGAGGCGCGGAAGAAGCUGGCACAGAUCCGGCAACAGCAGUACAAGUUCCUGCCUUCAGAGCUUCGAGAUGAACACUAGGGCGGCCACUUCUGUUUGACGCAGACCCAGCCCAGAGACUGUGCCUGCCACCACCAAAGCCUUCUGGGCUGUCGGGCCCAGCCUGCCACCCCAGCACUGCCCGAAGUGCCUGCCAAACCCCGGGCCUGGCCCUGCCCAGUCCCACUGCACAUCCCCUGUCCCUUCCCGGAUCCAAGUGCCUUCAUGCCCUAGGGCCCCCUAAGUGCCUGCCCCUCCCCAGAGUAUUAACGCUCCGAGAGUAUUAUUAACGCUGCUGUACCUCAGUCCGAACCUGCCAGGGCCCCAGCCCGCUGCACCCCAUCGGCAGCUUCCAGCCAGUCCCCACAGCCUCCGCUCUUCUCCUCCUUUUUGAUACUGGCGAGCCCCACCCCCAGCUACCUGUGGGGGCCGUGAGGGUGCAAGCCCCCAACAGGUCAUGCUCCAAUAAAGGUGAUUCUGCCU